This is a messenger RNA of Durusdinium trenchii, 2220 nucleotides long. Lineage: Eukaryota; Dinophyceae; Suessiales; Symbiodiniaceae. The record is from the annotation of a GenBank genome assembly.
AUGGGCCACAGCAUUUGUCUUUGCAUUUCGAUGGUGUCCGAGUUGCGCAAAUCCCUGGCAAAUCCACCGAAACGCUUUGCGCUGAUAGCGAGCAGCACAUUCUUGCUGGAGAAGAAGCAUCAGACUGUCUUGCAACUUGUCGAUGAAAUUUCCACAAAAGCAGAAGGGCUUGAUCUACCCAAGUCCAAUGCCUUGAAGGUCUCAGGGAAUUGCAUUCUGCAUUUGGUGUGCCUUGGCUACAUGUCGUCUGAUGAUUGCGAAAAGAAGUUGAACACGACCGAGUCGGAAUUCAACACAUAUAUGCAGCAACGAGGGUGUAGGACAUACAAUCAAUACAGCGUCAUGGCUGGGUGCUCUCUGUUUGCCAUUCCUUUCUGCAUGGUGGAGCGAUUGCCUGCUGGGAAGUGGCUUCUCCAUCUUGAAAAUGGUUCAUGUCCACACUGCGUGGCCAAUUGCGUUGUGGAUGAGGCGAGCCCCGUCACUGUAUGGGACAUAGGUGUGCGCAUGGAGCUUUCGCAUGGAGCAUUCUUUGACGCAUUGAGGAAUGGCAUUGAUCGAAGCAGCGCUGUCAUUUUCACAUUCUCUGAUGCAAGCUUCAAGAGCCUAGCCAACCAGGUUCCGGGGCCCUGCCUGACAGAUGCCGAUCAAGGGCAACUCUUGGACAUAUCAGCUGCAGGGCGCAGCGUGGAAUGCGACAGCGGCUCCUCAGAAGAGCUUUAUGAGAUUGAGGACAGUGACGACAGUGCUGAUGCUGAAGGGAAGCCUGACAACUCUGGCACUGGUGGAAGGCUUUGCUUGGUGAAAUCUAUUUGGCCGCGGUUCAUGCUGGAUGCCACAGCUCAAUCAAACGAGCUCGUCAAUCUUCUUCCAACUCAUACCUCCAGUUGGUGGCCUAUGGUCGAGGAUGUGGUGGGCUCGCCUGCGGCCGUGGGCUUGCUGGAUGGCUUCGUGCACACAGCCCUGCGCCACCAGGAGGCCAUGUACUUGUCCAUUGAUGGAACGUUCCGAGUGUGUUUGCCACUGCUGGGACAGGCGCCCUUCACGGCUCCAAAGGCUGUGCGUGACAAGCAACCAUUUGGGGAUGAUCGCAGCUACCACCGAGUCCUGAGCGCGCGUGGUCGCACCGGUGCAGUAUUAGCCCUGACUCCGUCCAAAGGGGAAGGGUCUGAAGAUAUCUGUCAGUGCUUAUUACAAUCCCUACCACCAGAUGCUUUGCAGCAAGUCAUUCAUGUGGCAAGUGAUUCUCCUUCUGGAAAACUUUUCAGUGAGCUGCAAAAAAUUUUGCCUCACAUGGAAGGGCUAUCCUUGGACCCCACCCAUGCUGCUAUGCACUACGAACAGGCGACUGGCGGCCGAAGGACCCAUGGGUCAUCGCUGCUCCGUCGGUUUUUGUCAAAGUUUUCAUGCCACGGCGCUGCCACCUCCCACAAUGUGUGGGGCUUGAUGUACGAUGGAACCCAGAGCCGGUGUCUCACUACUCAGGAGAUGCAACUCAGAGAUCAUGUGAUGGAAGGCACCAUGAACGCUCGCCGGGCCAGGCGUGUGAUCUCAGAGUCUGAAAUGUUGGAAACGUGGCCAACCAGGAUUCAAUUUGUGGAAGCUGUGGCUGCGCUUGCGGCAGACAACAAAAAAGAUUUGUCCCGCAAGAUUGACGGUACGAAGCUCACCGUAGCGAAGAUCCUGUACAACCUGGUGGCAGCAGAUCGCCUCGAGUGGCUUUUCAACAACCUUCGCUUUCGCGUCGGUCUGAAUGAUGUAACAAAGCUACUCCUACCGUCGGGGACCGCCAGCAACGAGGCACUGCAUGCAGAACUGAACGCCAUCUUUCGGCAAACCCAGCAGCUGCACCGAAGCACACUGGAACUCAAGCUGCAGGUCAUUCGCCUGGCAAAGCUGCUUGCACAUGGUGGCGCCCUAUACAGUCCCACUGCAAGGCAGAUCACUAGUGGCCAUGUUCUGGCACGCCGUUUGGGGCAGCCACUAUGGAGCACAGCAGCCUGGAAAGCAUGGGUGGAGCAGCAACGCGCUGAUCAAACGUAUCAGGGGAAAAGUUUGCCGCUUGCUGCACAAAGGAUGGAGGAACAGGCCAUCAUUGCCACCUCCAAGGGCAGGACUAGACCUGCAAAGAAACCUGCCGCAAGACGAACUCCCUUCACCCUGCAGCGUGAGGCAGGAAUACAAAGAACCGGUAUGUGUAAGCGGCAGAGGCGCGGUAGUUAG